Culex pipiens pallens (northern house mosquito) is the source of this 1484-nucleotide messenger RNA. RefSeq lists its product as uncharacterized. The record is from RefSeq and is a predicted model, not a curated record. The coding region runs from base 917 to 1396 and encodes 159 amino acids. NCBI's taxonomy places the organism in Eukaryota, Metazoa, Arthropoda, Insecta, Diptera, Culicidae. The transcript has 3 exons.
AUCGACUAGAAGUACAUCUUCUGCAGCUUGUCCGUCGUCACGGAUCGUACGCCAGCUGCCGGAUGCAGUUGCACAGCGUCGGCGUGUCCGCAAAGCUGCAACAGAGCAACGUUAUUGUAACAGUUUAGAUAGAUUCCCUGAAAAACUCACGUCUUGAUGGAACAUUUCUGCUAGAAAGCUAUAAGAAUAUCCAGCUCUGUAAGAACUCUGCUAGAGUCCUGCUAGAACGUCAUGACUGGGCAAAACUUCGAGACACUUUGAUUUUGAGGCAAAAUUGAAAUAACUUUUUUUGAGCGUGUGUUGUGUUUGACGUCUAGAUCUGUCACACACGGGGCAUCGCAUGUUUAGGUCCCAAAGGGAUCAAAACAAAGCAAAUACCUUCUCGAAGGUACGGCCAACGUUGAUCGUUCCGGCCGGAAUACCGUUCGGAAUAGCCCCGCCACUGAUGCCCGUAAUCGUUGAUCUCCGCCGGAAUGCCAUCGAUGCAUCAGCCUCCGCAGGGGUGACUUCCGGGGAUCUAAGCCGACGCUUAUUUCACGGCCAUAUAAUAAUUAUCACCGCCACCAUAAUAACCGACGCCGGGAAGACCACCGGGAGUGGGCCGAGGUGCAUCAUUACCGUAUUUAUCGGGAACAUCAGCAAUAAGGCGCUCGAUCCGAUGACCUAGGAGAUCUUGGCGUCUUGAAGGACCUUGAUCAACCGGAAGCACGUGUCCAAGUUCAAGAACGCCAAGAACAAGACGCUGCAUGACGACCAUAAAUGAUCGGACAGGAAACGCAAUGUUCGGUGACGACAAAGCGUUGGACUUGAUUGCGCGAAUUCUAGAUGAGUAUCGGAACGACCUGAUGGGUAGCGGCGACGAUCUCGACGGCGUUGGAAGCAGUGGCAAAUCUGGAAAAACGCAAUCCCCGCCGGAAUGCCACCAAUGAAUCAGCUUUCUUCCGGGGGAAUUGAGGGCCGGGAUUCCUUCCGGGGAUCUGGAUCGGCGGUCGGUUCGCGGCCACUGAUCUACAACAACAACAACAAAAUCACCGCCACCGAUGGUGCCGGUGCUGUCCGGCUGCUGCACGACAAGGAAAUCGACGGCAAGAAGCUGGUCGCGAAGGUGGAUGCCAAGACGAGGUCCUGCUCGAUGACCACAAGGAGGAGGAUCAAUUGGUGCCUCGGACGGACCGGAAACGAAAUGUUCGGUGACGACGAAGUGUUGGACUUGAUUUCGCGCAUUCUAGACGACCUGCGGGUGGCGGCGACGAUCUUGGUGAAAGCGGCGACGGCGGCAGUGGCAGAGGACGUGGUAAAUCCUGAAAAACGAAACGGAACCUACAGACACAGGAGGAAGCACAAAAGUUUCGAGACGCACGCGCUCCUGCAAGGUGUUGCCCAAGGCGAAUUCUAAGAUCAUUCUCCACCCCCACCCCCAUCGUAGUCAUCUUUUAUUAUAGAAUUGUAAAAAACAUAAGUCAUACAAAAAAAUAAAGAAAAAA